Messenger RNA from Rubroshorea leprosula, 1337 nucleotides. The record is from the annotation of a GenBank genome assembly. Lineage: Eukaryota; Viridiplantae; Streptophyta; Magnoliopsida; Malvales; Dipterocarpaceae.
AACAAAAACCCAGCCAAGCCGACAGCCUUCCUUUGAAAAAAACCGGUAAAAGCUUGGCGAUUUCUCCUUCUUUUCUUGUUCUAGAACACAUAUAGAACCCAGAAAUUCCCCCCCCCCCUCUGCAGAAAUCGGGAUCUGCUCUGCUCUGUCCGUCCGGUUGCUGCUCUUGCCGGUUUGUGGGUGCAAAUUCCUUUGAUUUUUCGUAGUUUCCCCUAAAUUUCCCUGCACUUCCCGCCGGCUUCCCCAAUCUGCAGCUGGAAAAUUCUGGUAUGUUGACAGCUCCUCCAAGCCCGAAAUUUCAUCAAUUAGUUGCUGAAUUUGUCCAUUUAUUUACUGCCCUUUUUGUCCGAAUUUUCUGCUGGAAAUAGGGGAGAAAUUUGACAGUAAUUAGACCAUGAUUUAGCUUAAUUCAUGUAGAAAAUUAGUUUAUUUUGGCUGCCGUGAGAUUUUGGAGAAAAUCCCGUGAGAUUAGCUAUGGUUUUGCCAAUUUUUGGAAUGCAGUUACUGUUCACGGCGUGAGCACUGUUCACGGGCCUGUUCAUGCACUGAUGACCAACAAUGUGGAGAUUGAUAGAAAUAGCAUCGUGAUUAGGUGGUAGUCAUGGUAAUUUUACUUUUGAACCCGUGGUACGAUAAUUAAUUUUUGGAUAUUUUGAUUAGGUUCCUAAUCGUUCUGUCAGUUUAGAGCACUUGGAUUGAGUCCUCGGUUUUACACGAGUGAGGAAGUGAAGUCAAGGACGGGGAAAAACGAGGUGAGUGAUGAGUUAGAAGGCUAGCCACUUGUAAUUUGAUAUAGAUUUUAGAUAUAAAUCAUGAUCUUAUAAGCUAGAUUUUAAUUGGAGAUUUUAUAAAUUCAUUGAAUGGAUUGUUAGUUUACAAGAGAUUUGACCUUGAGAUUUUGAGCUUAAGUCAUGUUGGACAUGAAAUUAUUUUGAAAUAUCUUAUUUAAGUUAUUGGAUUGACAGAUGUGAAUUGGAUAAGUUCCGAGCUUUGUGCAUUUGUGGGAUCCUCUCAUGAGUGCACGGUGUCUGUCACGUCCCCGGAUUUGGGUUCUGGGGUGUGACACCAACUUUUGUCCUAAGUUUCGAGUGGACCUUCCAAGGAUGGGCAACUUUAUGGAAUGCCCAUUUACAUGGACCCUGCUGAGUAACGAGUCUCACACCAUAAGCGGGCUCCGUAUACAAUGCCUGAUAGUUCUAUUCAAUCAUCUUAAGGAGUGGUAUAGAUAGUUGGAAAUAUGUACAUGGUUGAAUGUAUUUUUGUACUUUGUUUACAAGAGAAAAGUUCAAUUUUUAAGGGAAACUUUGUCGAAUUUUUUAUAAAUUUAUAAUGAGUUA